Messenger RNA from Psammomys obesus (fat sand rat), 4183 nucleotides. RefSeq names its product SLIT and NTRK like family member 6 (gene Slitrk6). Gene Ontology annotation, biological process: positive regulation of synapse assembly; regulation of presynapse assembly; axonogenesis. The record is from RefSeq and is a predicted model, not a curated record. The coding region runs from base 481 to 3003 and encodes 840 amino acids. Gene Ontology annotation, cellular component: membrane. Gene Ontology annotation, molecular function: protein binding. The transcript has 2 exons. NCBI's taxonomy places the organism in Eukaryota, Metazoa, Chordata, Mammalia, Rodentia, Muridae.
GAGCUAACUAGAAAGACUAGAAGAGAGGCAGGAGAGCCAUACAGCAGUCUGGACCUACAACCGAGGAAAGUAAGAGUGAGAACCCCAGCAAAACAUCUUGUUUAUUUACUGUGAUCAGCAGCUUCUCAAUGGUUAACUAUAUGCGAAACAAAGUCAGCAUAGCUGUGAAGUAUGCUGUGAAUAUUAAUUGGGGGAAAAGGGACUACAGCUUCAGGAUGCUCCAGUGUGUGCUCUGCCUGCGAUACUUUCAAUGAAAAUAAGUGCUCAGUGUUUUGUCUUUGACCAGAUGUUUUAAAUUUCGAGAGCUAUGGGACUUGACAAACAGUGCUAUUUGAGGAGAAAGUGCACUGUAGUCCUGUGGUCCCUCUGUUCUUUUUAAAUAAAGAAACGGAUUGACUUUGGAUACCUCUUUCAGCUGUGCAUUUCAGAUAGCGCCAGGAAGUGUCUGCUUUACAGACUCAGUUUCAAUCAUAGGACACCAUGAAGCUGUGGAUUUAUCUUCUUUAUCCAUCUCUUCUUGCUUGUAUAUCUCUACAGUCCCAAUCAGGAAUGCCCUCAGUCAGAGGUUCUUGUGACACUCUUUGCAAUUGUGAAGAGAAAGAUGGCAUAAUGCUAAUAGAUUGCGAAGAAAAGGGCAUCAAUAAAAUAUCCCAAAUAACUGUGCCACCAUCACGACCUUUUCACUUAAGUUUAUUAAAUAAUGGCUUGACAAUGCUUCACACAAAUGACUUUUCUGGGCUUACCAAUGCCCUUUCAAUACACCUUGGAUUUAACAACAUUGCAGAUAUUGAGACUGGUGCAUUUAAUGGCCUUGGGCUUCUUAAACAACUUCACAUCAAUCACAAUUCUCUGGAAAUUCUUAAAGAGGACACCUUCCAUGGUUUGGAAAACCUGGAAUUCUUGCAGGCUGAUAAUAACUUUAUUACAGUAAUUGAACCAAGUGCCUUCAGCAAGCUCAACAGGCUGAAAGUGUUAAUUUUAAAUGACAAUGCUAUUGAGAGUCUUCCUCCAAACAUAUUUCGAUUUGUUCCUCUAACCCAUCUAGAUCUUCGUGGAAAUCAAUUGCAAACAUUACCUUAUGUUGGUUUUUUAGAACACAUUGGCCGGAUACUGGAUCUGCAGUUGGAGGACAAUAAGUGGGCGUGCAAUUGUGAAUUAUUGCACCUAAAAAACUGGUUAGAAAACAUGCCCCCACAGUCCAUAAUUGGUGAUGUUGUAUGCAACAGCCCUCCACUUUUCAAAGGGAGCAUACUGAGUCGCCUCAAAAAGGAAUCUAUUUGUCCUUCUCCACCACUGUAUGAAGAACAUGAGGAUCCAUCAGGAUCUUUGCUGGCCAUAACAUCUUCAGCUAGUGACAGCCGCCUAUCAACCAAGAAUAUAUCCAUUUUAAAACAACCUACCAAAGCACCGGGUUUGAUACCCUACCUUACAAAGCCAUCUACUCACUUUCCAGUACCUUACUGUCCUGUUCCUUGCAACUGCAAAGUCCUCUCCCCAUCAGGACUUCUAAUCCACUGUCAGGAGCGCAAUAUUGAAAGUUUGUCAGAUCUACAGCCUCCUCCACACAAUCCUAGAAAGCUGAUUCUUGCAGGUAAUAUCAUCCAUACCUUAAUGAAGUCUGACCUGAUGGAAUAUUUCACUUUGGAAAUGCUUCACUUGGGAAACAAUCGUAUUGAGGUUCUUGAAGAAGGAUCAUUCAUGAAUCUAACAGGACUGCAGAAGCUCUAUCUCAAUGGCAAUCAUCUUACUAAACUAAAUAAAGGUAUGUUCCUUGGUCUUCACAGCCUUGAGUACUUGUAUCUUGAAUACAAUGCAGUAAAGGAAAUAUUACCUGGGACCUUCAACCCAAUGCCUAAACUGAAAGUUCUUUAUUUAAAUAACAACCUUCUCCAAGUUUUACCACCACAUAUUUUUUUAGGUAUUCCUCUAACUAGAGUAAAUCUUAAAACAAACCAGUUCACGCAUUUACCUGUAAGUAACAUCUUAGAUGAUCUUGACCUAUUGAUCCAGAUUGACCUUGAGGAUAACCCCUGGGACUGCUCCUGUGACCUGGUUGGAUUGCAACAAUGGCUACACAAGCUUGGCAAGAACACAAUGACGGAUGAUAUCCUCUGUACUUCCCCAGGGCAUCUUGACAAAAAGGAGUUAAAAGCCCUCAACAGUGAACUUCUUUGCCCUGGUUUAGUAAAUAACCCUUCGCUGCCAACUCAGACUAGUUAUAUUAUGGUCACUUCUCCCACAAUGGCAACUGAUACAGCUGGUACUAUUUUAAGUUCUCUCACUGAUGCUGUACCCCUAUCGGUUCUAAUCUUAGGACUUCUGAUUGUGUUCAUAACUAUUGUAUUCUGUGCUGCAGGAAUAGUGGUUCUUGUCCUCCAUCGCAGGAGAAGAUACAAAAAGAAAAAAGUAGAUGAGCAAAUGAGAGACAACAGUCCUGUACACUUGCAGUACAGCAUGUACGGCCAUAAAACAACGCACCACACAACUGAAAGACCUUCUUCCUCUCUCUAUGAGCAGCAUAUGCUGAGCCCCAUGGUUCAUGUCUACAGAAGUCCAUCUUUUGGUCCAAAGCAUUUGGAAGAAGUUGAAGAAAGGAAUGAUAAAGAGGGAAGUGAUGCAAAACAUCUUCAGAGGAGCCUGUUAGAACAGGAAAAUCAUUCACCACUUACAGGUUCAAAUAUGAAAUACAAAACUACAGAGCAAUCAAUGGAUUUCCUAUCCUUUCAAGAUGCAAGUUCAUUAUAUAGGAACAUUUUGGAGAAAGAAAGAGAACUUCAGCAACUAGGCAUCACAGAGUAUCUAAGAAAAAACCUUGCUCAACUCCAGCCAGAUGUGGAGGUGAGCUAUCCUGGAGCCCACGAGGAGCUGAAGUUAAUGGAAACAUUGAUGUACUCACGACCAAGGAAGGUGUUGGUGGAACAGACUAAAAAUGAAUAUUUUGAGCUCAAAGCUAACUUGCAUGCUGAACCUGACUAUUUAGAAGUCUUAGAGCAGCAAACAUAGAGGGGUUGUUCAUGGGAUUUUGCAGAAAUGCUGUAAAGCUGACGUAAGUCCAAAUCUUGGAAAUAAGUGCCUUACAUGGUUGCCAUCAAUCGGAAAUCAGCACAGCAGUAGUCCUACGGGAGAUAAAAGAAGAAAGUGAAACUCAGGGAUCAUUGAGGAAGCCAUGGCGUUAUCAUAAGGCAACUUAUCCUGUUUCAAAUAAAACAAAUCCUUGCAUAUAACUAAGGCAAGGAUUUUAGUAGUAUUUCUCCUUAUGUUUAAAAGGAAUUCAGAAAAUUUCUCUUGCAUACCUAAUGGGUUGAACAUCUAAACAGCUCCAGUUUUCAUGACUGAAUAACUUGUCCAUGGCUGAGUAAAAUUGGAUUUCACCAGUUAAGAAAAUACCUGUAUGAUAUAUAUGUACAUAGUAUGUAAGAGAUAUAUUCAUAACCAACAUAUAUGUCAGAAAUUUGCAUUGCCAAACACAUGAAAUUUUCUCACCAUAAAUGAAAAGGGAAUUGGAAUUUAAAUUUAGAAAUGGCAAUAGUAAAGAAAAAUGUAAAUUUUGUAAUUAUAUGGUCCAUUAAUGAUUCAGAAUUUUCAACGAGGGAUGAAUAAAUAAAUGCCACCCCUAAGCUUUCUGAAUUAAGACACAGAUGACAAAUAGUUCAUGUCGGAUAUAUAAGUGAACAUGUUAGUUUAAUCUACACAUUUUGUGGGGAUUUUCUUGAUGUAAAGCUGCUGUGAAGCUAAGGUAUGUCAUUUGUGUUUAACAGUCUCCUCUUCUUGAGAUAUUUUUUAAAUGCUACUGAGAUUCUAUGUAUAUAUUAUUAGAGCACUUAGAAAGUUUGAUUCUUUUCAUAGUGUUAAUUAUUUGUACAACUGGAUGACAAUGACAAAAAUGUCUCUCGUGGCACGAAAUUGAAAGAUAUAAAAUGAAUGGUAAAAUUAUUAUUUUUUACAUACACUGAUAGAUGCCAUAGAUAAAUAGCAGAAGGCAUUGCUACAGUAAUUGUUUUGAGUUGCCUCAGGAGAGGGACAGUGUAGCUUUAUUUUACAAGAAGGUAUCACUAGAUUUCUAUGAACUAUUUAUUCUGUAUAGUUUUGUAUAUUUUUGGUUCACAAAAUAAUUAUACUUGGGUGCCUUUCAAGAAAGUUUAAAAUUACUGCUCACUUCAAUAAAAUUAAAAUGAAAACUGUU